This is a messenger RNA of Plasmodium gallinaceum, 4308 nucleotides long. Its product is annotated as serine esterase, putative. NCBI's taxonomy places the organism in Eukaryota, Apicomplexa, Aconoidasida, Haemosporida, Plasmodiidae. The transcript has a single exon. The record is from RefSeq and is a predicted model, not a curated record. Bases 1 to 4308 code for a protein of 1435 amino acids.
AUGAGAGAAAAAAAUUUAAAUUACAGAAGUGAGUCCAUAUUCUCAACUAAUAGAAAUCUGUUUGAAAUGCUUGAAACAAUAGAUGAUGAAAAGGAAGCUAAAAGAAGUGCGCAUUUUUUUAACAAUAAUAAAAAUAUCUUAUUAAGUUUAUUUAAAAAUACAAAUUAUAAUAAUAAUGUGAACAAUAUUUUAUUAGAAAAAAAAAAAAAGAAUCAUGUUAUUAAUUCGAAGGAUAAUGAAAAUAAAAAUAAAGAAAUGGAAAUAGAAAACUACAAAAAUGAACUUCCUUUAAAAAAUAACACGAAUUAUGAAAAAAAAAAAUGGAUGAAAAAUUUUUGUUGGUUUUGCUCUUUACAUUUGUUAGAUGAAAUUUUAGAAAAGGAAAUUUAUAAAGAAAAGAUUCAUGAAGAUGUAUAUGAAUUAAUUUAUGAUGAAGAUACAUAUUUUGACACUAGUUCCAUGAUGAGUAUUCCUUAUGAAUUUGCAAGAUUUAUGCUAUCUCAGAUGGAUGAUAACGUUUUUCAUAAAAUAAAAAUAAAUAAUUUAAUCAAAGAAGAGAAAAAUUUAAUCAAAAAAAUAUGUAAAAAUUGUACUUAUAACAAAAAAUAUAAUAAAAUGAGUGAUGUUUCAAGCUCGAAUCAUUCCUGUAGUAGUAUAAGUGUAAAAAGUGAUAAUAGCUUAAAUAUAAAUAAAAAAAAAGAGAGAUUUAAUAAUUUAGAUAAUUUUAAAUAUUUAAAUAUUCAUGAAAAAUUAAAUGAUAUUAAUGGUAUGUAUAGUAAUGAUAAUAAAAAUAAUACAAAUAAAGAAAAAAAAUUUUAUGAUAGUAAUAAUAUUGGAAAUAAUAGUAGCAGUGAUUUAUUUUAUAAUAAAGUACAAUCAAAUUAUUAUAUUAGUAAUAGCAAUAUUUUUUUUGAAAAUUUUUAUUUAGAAAAAAAAAAAAAGUUGGAAUAUGCAAAAACUAAUAAAGAAGAUGUUAUAAAAAGUGAAGAUCAUAAUAAUAAUUUAAUAAAUAAUGAUCAUAAUAAUAAUAGCAGUAAUUACUAUAGAUCUAAAAUAUUAAGUGAGCCAAUUUUAAUUUCUCAUAAUUUGAUUAGAAAGAAAAAAGAAAAUGUUAAAAUGAAGAAUAAAAAAAAAAACAGUUGCUAUGAAGAAUUACAUAGGUGUGAUAAUAUACCUUUUGAUGAAAAAAAUAAAAAAGAAAAAAAUUUCAUCCUAAAUAAAAGUAAUAUAUUUGAGGAUUUAGUUCAUAAUCAAUUUUUAAAAAGGAGUAAUUCAUUUCAUAUAAGUGUAAGAGAAAAAAAUAAGUUUAUGAAUAAAAUAAAAGACACUGAUUGUUAUGGAGAAAAAAUUAGAUUUAAUAAAUGUGAUGAAAAAGAAGAAUUAAACGAUUUACAUAAAUUAAAAUAUAUGCCAAAUAGCGAAUCAUGCUGUGAAAAUUUAAAUAGGGACAAUAUGAACUCUGAAAUUAAGGAUGACUUAAAUAAUUAUAAUGAAAGAGUGUAUAAUAAGUAUAAGAACAAUUUAAAUUAUAUAAAAAGAUUUUACUAUAUAGAUGAAACAAAAAAAAAGCCAUUUCCAUUAUGCCUAUAUAAUAAUAUAAGAUGCUAUAGUUAUGUAAAACAGUGUGUUCGAUGCUGCUGUUUUUUUAAUUCUGAGUGCUGCCAUUGUAUUGAAUGCAAGAAAAAAUAUCAUAUGAAAUUAAAGAAUCCUCAUUAUUUUAUUUUUCAACAUGGCUUAACUGCAAGUGUUAAUGAUUUUCAAAAUAUUGUGAAUCCGUUAUUAAAAAAAUAUCCUCAUUUAUUUAUAUAUAUAACUUAUAGUAACCAGAGUCAUACUUUUGAAGGUGUUGAUGUUGGAACUGAAAGAAUAUGUACCGAAUUAAUUUGUCUAUUUAAAAUAAUAAAUGAUAAAAUAAACAUUUCUAUGAUUGGUCACUCCUUAGGUGGUAUAUUAAAUAGAUCCGUUUUAAUAAACCUAUAUAAAAAAAAAGUGUUUAAGAAUAAAAAAUUAAUUAAUUUUAUAACAUUCGCUUGUCCUCAUAUAGGUGUACAUGAAAAUUUGGCAGUUAUGAAAAUCUUAUCAACAUACUUAGGUGCUCAUACUAUUGACGAUUUAAAUAAUAAAACUACUCUUUUAUUAAGAAUAGCCAAUGUUAAAAGUAUAAAUGUUUUAAAAAAAUUUGAAAAUAUUAUUUUUUAUGGGAAUACACAAUCCGAUUGGUUAGUUGGUAUUAGAACAUCUUUGAUUUUACCAUAUACUUUAUUUAAUGAGGAACUUAUUUUAUUUAUUAUAGAGCAAGCCAAAAAUGUACCAGAAAUACCAAUCAAUAUUUUUUCAGUUGUUCAUUUAUAUAUGAGGAAAAAAAAAUUACUUUUUUUUUAUUUUUAUCAAGAUUUGAAAAAUCCAAAUUACCUAUUAAAUAAAAGAAAAGAACAAAGUAAAUUUUUAGAUCAAAUGUUACAAACAAUUAUUUCCUCUAGUAAAUUAUUAUCAUAUUCACAAAAAAAAAAAUUCAAUAUUUUUAUGAAUUAUUAUAGUAACUCAGAAAAAAAAAAAGUAGAAGAAAAAAAAAAUAUGAAUGGUACAGAAAAUAAUGGUAUAUCCACUGAAAAAAAUAUGUACAGUAAAUGUGAUAAUGACGGAUUAUCUGAUGAGAAGAAUUGUAAAAGUAUUAUUAUAAAUGAGAAUGAAAAUAAAUUCGAAUCGGAUAAUUACUUUAAACGUAAUUUAUUAAGUAAAAGUGAAAAAAAAGUUUUGUCAGAUAGCGCGAGCACUCAAAUUACUCCUUUUUAUCUUAAAACAAAUUCUAGAAUAAAACAAGUUAAUAAUUCACUUCGUAGAAAUAGUUUUAGCGCAUUUAAUAUUGUUUCUUCAUUUGAUAAAGAUGGAGAGAAUGAGAAAAAUUAUAAAAAAUUGGAAGUUUUUAAAUCACAUACUUACGAAGAAAUAUUUUUGAAAAAAAAACAAGAAAAAAUUCAUUCAAAUGUUAAUGAAACAAAUAUGAAUAAAAAAUACAUUGAUCAAUUAAACAAAAAAAUAUAUUUCAAAAAGUACCUUAAUAUACCAGAAAAUAAUAAAUCUUCAAACUUCUCAAACACUACCAAAAAUUUUGAAUUAAUUAAGAAUGGUAAAGUUCAAAAUUUACAUGAGAAUUCAUUUAUGAAAGAGGAAAGCAUAAAAGUUAAAAAUGAAAAUAAAGAUUAUGAUUUCAACAAUGAUACUAUUAAUUAUGAUACUUCUAAUAAUGUCAUCAAUGAUAAUGAUACUAUCAAUGAUGAUAACAUUAACAUUUAUAAUAAUAAAGAUAAUAACAUAAGUAAUAAUAAUUACAAUAUUAAUAAUGGUACAAAUAAGAGUGCUAAUAUUAAUAAUAGUAAUUAUAAUAAUAAGAAUAACAAUAUAAAUAAUGAUCAUGUGAAUAACAAUAGUAACAAUAAUCAUAGCAGUGAUAAUGGUAUGAAAAAAAAAUUUGGAGAUUAUAAAUAUUUUGAAAAGUUGUUUUUUGAAUGCUUAAAAACAAAGAUAAUAAACGAAAUAAAAACUCUAGACAAUAACUUAAAAAAAAAAAAAAAAAAAAAGAUCGAAAAUAAUAAAUUAUUUUCUUUACAGAACACUAUUAAAAUAAUAAAAAAUUAUAGUUUUUUAUAUCCAUCUAAGAAUAAUUUGAAAAAUACGAAAGAUUUUAAUGAUAAAAAGUAUGAAGAAGAAUCCAAAUUUUUAGAUGAUAAAUUGACAUUUAAUGAUUCUAAUAAAAAAGAAAAGAGGAUGGAUAAAUAUUCUAACGAGCAAGAUGAAAGUGAACAUGAUUUAAUUCAUUUAUGUGAUGAUAAUAAUGAUGAAUAUAAUUACAUAAAUGAAUUCUUUUAUUCUUCAGAUGAAAUGUAUGAAAAUGAAUUAAAGAACUCUUCAAAUAAAAAUAUAUUAGUAAAUAAAAUGAAAAAUAGUAUAGAAAAUAUAAAGUGUGUAGAAUGUAAAAAAGACAUGACAAUUAAUACUAUUACAAAAAAAAAAUUAAAAAGAAGCAAUUUGCUGAAGGGAAUUACAAAAAGUGAUAAAAAAAAAUAUAAACAAAUAUUAUUUCAUAUUUACACAAUUUCAAAUGAUCAAUUAAUUGAAAAAUUUUUUAAAAAUCCCGAGUUUUUGUAUUAUGAAGUUUUGUUUAAUUGUUUAAAUCAACUACCUAUUCAGAGAUAUUCUAUUUCUAUACCUAUUUAUUCAAAUGCUCACGUACAAAUAAUUGCACAUCCUCGAAUAUGCUCAGAAGAAGCAGCUAUUGUAAAACAUUUCAUUGAACAUUUAAUUCUUUAA